AUGGGAAAACGCAGGGCAAGUGCUGGUGCAACCUCACGAGUCAAGUUUGGAUCUCAGAGAAAGCCCGAGCAAUCAACGCCCAAGGCAACGAUGGCUCCAAAGUCGGGUGAAGACUAUGAAAAACCUUCCCAAGUUGAAUCGGGCAGACGGCGUUCCUCUCGUUUGAAUCCCGACCUCCCUGCUGCCAGUCGUGUCUCGGACCAAAGUCCCCAGACCACGACAGAGAAACACGAUCCAGACUGCCAUCAUGCGAACGACGAGGAGAGCUCAGACGAACAGUUUUCCGCGUAUGACUCCGACCCGCCGGGAAUGAUGCCAAGCGUCGUGGCAGCGGGACGGCAGGAAGAAGAGCCAUGCUGUCAUUUGGGGAUCUGGAAUCUCCACAAUGAUUGCGAGAGGGCUUGCAUUCAAUAUGCAGCUGAGCAAUGGGUUUACAAUCACUGCGUGGGAGAGAAGGAGGUCGUCGAACGGACAAUCUUGGCGAGUGAGAAGCAGGCAAUCAUGGAUGGUCUUGAAGGCUGGUGUCUGUACAAAGACUGGGAUGAGCUAGCCAGUGCUCUCCCAGAUAAUAUUCGGGAUCUUAUGCCGGAAUAUCUUGCUCGAGCAUUGAUUUCCAAGGAUAUCAUCGAGACUAUCAUGAAGAACCCAUUUUUCUACAUGGAUUUAGGUGACGAUAGCUCGGGUGAAGCCGAUGAUCUAGCCCCAACGCUGGGAAUAGACCUCUACCAUCUGUGGCAGAAGCUCAUAAAGGUCGACAGACCUCAGGCCCAUCACUGGCGAGAACAAACCGUCCACCUUAUGAACAAGUUGCGGCCAAUCCAGACCAGAGAUAGCUCGGUAGGGGUGCGGAGUUUGAGGCUUCGACGGAGAAUUGCCAGGCAUCUUGCUACCAAGAUGCUGAGCAAGUCUAGUCUGUUAUAUCCCUUGAUCAAGAAGGACGUGGACGACCGAAAGAAGGCUGAGCGGUUUAGAUGGAUGGUGAGAAUAUAUCGUGACGCAGCCAAAAAGUCGGUCAUGUUCUGGGUUGACGAGUGCGGCUAUGAAUUCCAUCACGACAUCCACCAGGUUGGCCUCUCCGACGAAAACAGCCAAUUCUACCAGCUGGAACCGCAAAGCUUCUUCGCUUGUAUGGACAACCCGAAUGGCCGCCGGGCAGUACUGCUUCUGGCGCCGCUUGUCUGGCAGCUGCAAUUUGGGUUCGAGCCCGUGACCCAGGAGAUGUUGGACGAUGAUUGCACGCCCGACCCGGUGGAUGAGGAUGGCCACCCGAAUUCCGUGGUGUGUCGAGGCCAGAUCGUAGUCUCGAAGGAUGUUGAGCCCAAGCAAGCGGAGUAA
This is a messenger RNA of Aspergillus steynii IBT 23096, 1335 nucleotides long. RefSeq lists its product as uncharacterized. NCBI's taxonomy places the organism in Eukaryota, Fungi, Ascomycota, Eurotiomycetes, Eurotiales, Aspergillaceae. Bases 1 to 1335 code for a protein of 444 amino acids. The record is from RefSeq and is a predicted model, not a curated record. The transcript is spliced from 4 exons.